Messenger RNA from Anas platyrhynchos (mallard), 2255 nucleotides. The record is from RefSeq and is a predicted model, not a curated record. Lineage: Eukaryota; Metazoa; Chordata; Aves; Anseriformes; Anatidae.
CUGCGGGCCCUGAGGGGAGGCGGAGGCCGGGGCAGGCUGGGCCGGGCCCCGCGGGGGAUGAGGAUGAAGCCGGGCUGGGCCAAAGGAGGAGCCCGCUGAGGUGUCCCGGCCCUCGGGGCUCGGUCAAGGCGGCCCUGGCGGUGGAGCCGUGGCCGUGAAGGGGGUUCUGAGGGGAGAUGGCGGCUGAGGGGGGCCGAGAGCGGCAGCAGGAGGCGGCCCCGCAGCCCCAGCUCGGCCGCGGAGCAGACAUUUUAGAUGAGGCAACGAGGAAGGACCUGUUCACCGAUGCUUUCUGUAAGGUUUGCAGUGCAGUGCUGCAGUCUGAGUCCCAAAGGAUGUCCCACUAUGAGAGCAAAAAGCAUGCUCGGAAAGUUUGUCUUUACACCCAAAUGCACGCUGAGAAGGAUGAGAGGCAGAAGCAUGGCAAAAAGAAGAAAGCAAACUAUAUUAAUUUUCAGGUGCAUAGGAGUGGUGAAGAAGAUAAAUACUGCUGUCUCUGCAACAUGUUCUUUUCCUGCCCAAUUACUGCAUUGUCUCACUACUUGGGAAAGAUCCACGCUAAAAACCUGAAGCAAGCAUCAAGAGACGAAGUCCUGAUGGCAGUACAGAGCACACAGCCUGUUCCUGCUUUACAGAAGCCAGCAGCUGAGAAGCCCUUGCUGCCUUCAAAAGCUGAGGAGUUUGCAUCAGCCUCCAGCACGAGUUUGGAGUUAAACGAUACGAAGUACUGCCGGCUCUGCUGUGUUCCCCUCGAUAAUCUGUUCUCAGCCCAGCAGCAUUAUGUUGGGAAGAAACACAGAAGAAACAUAGCACGGAAAAAAAUAAUGGAGGAGCUGGGAGACGAAGCUCUGCUUGCAGAAGUCAGAAUAAAUGAAAUGUACCGGUCCCACGUGCAAGGGAGAAAACACCAGAUUAGAGCAACAACAGUUGUCAAUCUCACGGAGAAUUCAAAGAAAACUUAUGAAUUAACAGAUUGCAUUCAAGUUCCGAAAGCUACAGGUCUAGAGCAGAGAACAUAUUUGAGAACAGCAGAAGAGGAAGAGUUUCGAGAUAAAGAUGCCAAAGGAGGAAGUGACCUCGGUGGGGUUGUGUCUUCAACCUUUAAGCGUGAACAAGGCUGGCACUCCAACGUUUUCUCAGAAACCCAGUCAUCUCCAAAUAUCGGGGAAAAGAGAUCGCCCAGUUGGCCAUCAGCUUGUGAGCAUGCACUGGAAAAGACACCUAAUUGUAACGUGGGACACUGUGCAGGAGAGCAAGCAUCUGAGGUGGCCACCAUCAGAGAGAAAGGCUUUAGACAGUCAGUUGCAGAAUCUAAAGACUACUGCAAACUUGAGGUUGAUGAAACUUUUACCAGCUGCUACAGUGAACAGAAACUUCAGAUAAAACAUAGCGAGGAGGAAAAAUACAUUAGUGAAGAGCUGAAGUGUAAGAAAGAAGCCACAACACCAAAAAGGAAGGAAAGUAGUGAAUAUGCAGAUUUUGGAAAAGAAAACGAGAGGCAAAAGCAAAUUAAAUUUGACAUAGACUUGGUAAAUGAGAAGAAAUCGAAGCCUUAUAAAGGCGAAAGACUUGAACAAAACCCUGCUGAGAAAGAGAGCACUAAGCACAGAAAGGAUGAAGAGAAGCCACAGACAGAUGGCAAAACAGAAGAGCUACUUUGGGAUUAAUCCAUCUUUGGAUACUGAUACAGGUUUUGUUUAGCUUUAAGAAGCUGAUUCUGGUUGUAGUUUCUCUAAAGCACUUUGUAAAGUGCAGUGGCUGUUUUGCUGUUGUUGUCUGCUUAAAAACAAAGGUUUUGUUCCAAUCUGGAAGCAAGGAAAAGUCAGUCUUAUGAAUCAAUUGUUCAUUGUUAUAUGUACACCAGCCAUUGCAGUGAUGUGACCUUGAAAGUCUGUAAUCUCUUCUGGAAUAUUCCUCAUAUAAGGGACUAUAGCUUACAGAAUAUUCUUGGAAAUUCACUCAAAUGUAUAGCUUUUUUGUCCUAAUACUAAUAGAGAUUUCUUUUAGUUUUGCAGGAAAGUACAUGAGGUUACAUGAAAGUACAUGGCACGAUAAGUAAGGGCAUCACAGUGUUCCCAGCUACAUCUGUAACAUUUCUCUGACAACUCUUAAAGAAGAAUGUGAAAGGCUUUUGAUUCCAGAUCUUACUUGCUACUGUUAUUUUAUUCCACAUGUUUCUGAGAGUUAAAAAGGUUUAUUAAAUAUGCAACUGGUUGUCAGAUUUACAUCUAAUAAAUUAAUUUUUCUGAUUGUAA